Messenger RNA from Xenia sp. Carnegie-2017, 573 nucleotides. Its product is annotated as MAP kinase kinase MKK2/SSP33-like. The record is from RefSeq and is a predicted model, not a curated record. Gene Ontology annotation, biological process: protein phosphorylation; IRE1-mediated unfolded protein response; intrinsic apoptotic signaling pathway in response to endoplasmic reticulum stress. Gene Ontology annotation, molecular function: RNA endonuclease activity; protein serine/threonine kinase activity; ATP binding. NCBI's taxonomy places the organism in Eukaryota, Metazoa, Cnidaria, Anthozoa, Malacalcyonacea, Xeniidae. Bases 1 to 573 code for a protein of 190 amino acids. Gene Ontology annotation, cellular component: IRE1-TRAF2-ASK1 complex. The transcript has a single exon.
AUGAUGGAGGAAUAUGGACGCAAACAUCCAGAAAAAGUUACACUGCUCAAUGAAUUCCGUGUAAUCUUCAUGAAGGAGUUUUUGCUUGGCAAGGGAAGUGAUGGAACCCGUGUUUACCUCGCCCUGGGAAAUAAUGGUUAUGGAAAAGCAGUAAAGCGAAUACCCAAAGAUAGCGGCAAUGACUUUGCCAAUCGAGAAAAAGAAAUUUUUAAUGAGUUGAAUGCAAAGCGUUCAAAUUAUGUUGUGAAUUUUUGGGGUUUAAAAGAGAACCUUGACGAAGAGUAUUUGUACAUGAUAUUAGAUUUGUGUGAAGAAUCUUUAGAGAGUUAUGUGAAAUCGUCUUCUUGGCAAGAUCUUCAAAAAGUCGUUCCUAAAGUUCUUAUUCAGAUCUUAAAUGGUCUAGUUCACCUUCACAGCGGUGAGCGUCCUAUUCUUCAUCGGGAUUUAAGACCCUCGAACGUUCUUCGAGAUGUACAAGGAAAUUUUUUAAUCGCUGACUUUGGUAUAAGUCAUAUGUUAUCUGAUGAAACUUCGACAUAUCGGAGCAUACAAAGAGGAGCUAAUAUUGGAUAG